Molecule: messenger RNA, 1768 nt
Organism: Acinonyx jubatus (cheetah)
Lineage: Eukaryota; Metazoa; Chordata; Mammalia; Carnivora; Felidae
Gene: IL25
Product: interleukin 25
Exons: 3
Coding region: 411-1085 (224 amino acids)
Cellular component (GO): extracellular region
Molecular function (GO): cytokine activity
Source: RefSeq, a predicted model, not a curated record
UGAAGGUGAGGAAGGUCACUGAAGGUCAGAGAACAGAAGGGUUGAGGGUCAACAGAGAGAGAGGGAAAGGUUCACUGAAGUGAGCGAUCAGGAGGCUGUCUGAGAAGAAAGGGAAUGGUGAAGACAAGGCCCUGGGUGGGAGCAUGGAAAUGAGGCUUCCUGAAGACAAACCAGAUGAUGUUCCCUAAUUUGGAGUACCAAGCCAGCCAGGGAAAUUCCCAUAAUGCCAAUUCUCAAUGCCCCGAAUAGCAGAAUACCAUUAGUUUGACCCCAUGCCAGGAAAGGUGCAAAGAACAAAGUGUCCCAAAUAGGCUAUCAAGGUGUGAUGUGAAUUAUAACUUCCAUGCAGAUGGCAUUUGAGCAGCUUUUGAAAACACUUUCAGGGUUUUUUGAUUUUGUUUUGUUUUUUAAUGUCAGGUCACUCCCUGCAAAAGGUUGUGGAAAUAAAUUUGAAUAAACAAAACAGGUUUGCUGAAAAUAAAACCAGGACGCCCAAGCUGCUCCAGUCAGCCUUCUUCCACAAGGCCCCACCUGUCAGCCAGUGCAGAACCUUGGCUGAGCGAGCAGCAUCCAUCAUGAACCAGGUGAUCGUGUUCUUGGUAAUGGCCAUGGGAACCCACACCCUCAGUAUUCGGAUCAAGAAGGACUGCAUCCACUGGUCCAGCUGCUGCCCCAGCAAAGGGCAGAACCCCACUCAUGAAUGGCUGACGCAGAACACUGUGCUCAUGACCCCGCCAGAGAGCGCUAGCCUCAUCCACUCCCUAGAAUCCUGCAGGGCCAGUGAAGAUGGACCCCUCAACAGCAGGUCUAUCUCCCCCUGGAGAUAUGAGUUGGACAGGGACUUGAACCGGCUCCCUCAGGACCUGUACCACGCCCGUUGCCUGUGUCCACACUGUGUCAGCCUACAGACUGGCUCCCACAUGGACCCCCUGGGCAACUCGGAGUUGCUCUACCACAACCAGACUGUCUUCUACCGGCGGCCAUGCCCUGGGGAGCAGGGUACCCGUGACGGCUACUGCUUGGAACAAAGGCUCUACCGCGUCUCCUUGGCUUGUGUGUGUGUGCGGCCCCGAGUGAUGGCCUAGUCAUGUGCCCAUAGCUGGUUCCCGGGUGGAACACUGGAACUGGGUGCAUGACCACCUGCCAUGGUGAGCCAGGAACCCGAAUGCUCAACCCUUACAAAACACUACAGGAGCAGCAGGAUUGUGGGACAGGGUGGAGGACUUUGGGAGGAUCCGCACGUUUCACCAUUUGGAGUGGAUGGGAAAUGCAGGGUGAAGCAAUGGAGCUGUUUAUGCCCGCUAAAAGAGAGCAUCCUGCAUUUCCUCUUGGGAAAGGUCAUAAAGGCCCUCCUCGUUUCUGGAGGCCGCCACCCCCAUCUCUUCCUUUUCUCCCAUCCCCAGCUGCCAUGGCACAGCACAAGCACUUUCUUGCUACUUUCCUUGUUGUCAGUGGAGAGGCCCUCAUUUCAUUUGUUUGUUCAUCUGUCCAUCCAUGCCUCCAUGCCUCCAUGCCUCCAUGCAUCCAUCCAUCCAUCCAACACUCAGUGAGCAUCUCCUUUGCACAUACCUUGGUUCAGUUACUAGGCUCUGAGGAAGAGGCUGCUAUUGAGCGUGGAGACAUUUAUCCAAAUAAAUAAUCUGUAUUUAAAACGGCCUAAAUUGUCUUGGCGUCCCUGGUGCCUGAACACCAAGCUCCCCAGCCUGGUUCCUUCUCUUCCCCACCUUCAGUCCUUACCUACUGCCCUGUUCUUCUGCCUUCCAGAGUU